Molecule: messenger RNA, 628 nt
Organism: Mycena citricolor
Lineage: Eukaryota; Fungi; Basidiomycota; Agaricomycetes; Agaricales; Mycenaceae
Source: the annotation of a GenBank genome assembly
CAGUUCCUUCCAUACCUCGUUCGAUGCUCACCUCCACUCAGACCACCUGGCUCGUUGUAGCUGUUGCCUUCAGUCUCACGUUCAAUGUGCUGAGUUACCGCCAACUGAAUCUGCCGUUCGCAUCAGAACUUGGAGCGCAGCCACUUCUGAACGAGCUGCCGCUCCUCGUCAGACCCGCCGCCCUUCAGUUCAGCCUCAUUGCUGACGAAUACCGCAUCGCGGACGACGCCGCUUGGGCCACUCUCGUCCCAUCAGACGACCGAAUCCGGUCGCCAUCAGCCGCCGCUCCCGAUCAGAAAUACUUCACCGUUGGGCUGUACUCCGAUCUGCACUGCCUGAACCUCCUGCGCUCCGCGUAUCUAGCGCACAAAGACAAGCACGAGUCCGGGAUGCGCGUUCCCGAGGACGCAUUGGCUCCGCAGUGCGUCAGCCAGCUGCGCCAGGCGCUCACGUGGGCGGCCGACCUGACGCUCGAUCCCACCACUUCGAUAUGCGAGCCGGAUGGCACGUGUGAUCCGGCCGCGGCGGGGCAUUUGGUCGUGCAUAAGUGUCGGGAUUGGGUACAAGUGAGGGGGUUUGUGGAGAUGAAUCAGGCUCGUGCUGAAGGUAGAUAGAACUUUGACGGGCC